Molecule: messenger RNA, 411 nt
Organism: Knipowitschia caucasica
Lineage: Eukaryota; Metazoa; Chordata; Actinopteri; Gobiiformes; Gobiidae
Source: the annotation of a GenBank genome assembly
AUGGGUCCUCUACUCUCAAUCCUUCUCUAUGGACUUCUGUGCACCCAAACACAAGGGUCUCGAGUGCGUCAAGAAGACUCCCCCCCUCGCAUCGUGGAGCACCCCUCUGACCUGAUUGUGUCCAAAGGGGAACCAGCCACACUAAACUGUAAGGCAGAGGGACGUCCCACGCCCACGGUGGAAUGGUACAAAGAUGGGGAGCGCGUGGAGACCGACCGCGAGAAUUCACGCUCACAUCGAAUGCUGCUGCCCAGUGGCUCGCUCUUCUUCCUCCGCAUCGUCCACGGCCGCCGCAGCAAACCUGACGAUGGCACUUACGUAUGUGUCGCUCGCAACUAUCUGGGGGAGGCCGUGAGCCGCAACGCAUCCCUGGAAGUGGCAUGUAAGUCUUUGUCCCUGGGCAACAAGUGA